Betta splendens (Siamese fighting fish) is the source of this 2452-nucleotide messenger RNA. Its product is annotated as macrosialin-like. The transcript is spliced from 6 exons. NCBI's taxonomy places the organism in Eukaryota, Metazoa, Chordata, Actinopteri, Anabantiformes, Osphronemidae. Gene Ontology annotation, cellular component: membrane. Bases 112 to 1068 code for a protein of 318 amino acids. The record is from RefSeq and is a predicted model, not a curated record.
CGCGCGACCGCGGCUCUUCUCAGCGGACGCGCAGCAGCGAAGCCGCAUAUUGGCCCCGCGUGAGGACGAGUUCAGCAGCCAGCCGCCGCCAGCCAGCUCACACCUGUCAGCAUGAAGACAGCUGCUCUCUUCCUAGUCCUGAGCUGCUGCGCUCUCUCAGCGCUGUCACUGGAUGGGAAUGUAAAGAGAUCCAAACCCUCUGCAACUGUUGUCCCUGCUCAACAGUUUAACUCUUCCCCCUCCACAACUAAACCUGCCACCAACACAACAACACCUGCCGCCAACACAACAACACCUGCCGCCAACACAACAACACCUGCCGCCAACACAACCACCCAUGCCCCCAACACAACCACCCAUGCCCCCAACACAACCACCCAUGCCCCCAACACAACCACCCAUGCCCCCAACACAACCACCCAUGCCCCCACCACAACUACCCAUGCCCCCAACACAACUACUCCUGCACCUACUCCCAGUUCGACAGUUGGAAACUACAGCUUAAAGAUGGGCAAUAAAACCUGUCUGAUGGCUAAUAUGGCACUGCAGAUCCGACUGAAGGCUGGGGCAACUUUCAAAGUUCAGCCAGACAAGACAAAAACAGAAGGAGGGUGUAAAGCAACCACGGCCAACCUCACAAUUGCCUUCAAAGAGGGUUACAUCACCUUCAUGUUCAACCAGAGUGCUGCUGAUAAGACUGUGUAUGUCAAUCAAGUAUCAUUCAACAUCUCCCACAACUUUAUGUCACUUAAUGCGAAUGGCCAGUACUCCGGCAACAAUGCCUCUCUGCAUCUCUUCUCCGCCAAGGUGGGCCGGUCCUACUCCUGCAGGAACGACUCCAUCUUCAUGGGGAAUGACUUGUACCUGGACGUGAGUCAGGACCGGAUACAGGCCUUUAAUCUCACCGCCGACAAAGACUUUGGCCCUCCUGACGUCUGUGAAGCCGACAAGCCCGAUUACAGCGUUGCAAUCGGGGUGGGAGUGGCUUUGCUCGUGCUGAUCGUCAUCGUGGUGGUGGUGUACGUUGUGAGCCGCAGGAGGAGGACCGACGGCUACCAGUCGCUGUGAGCGACUCUGGACACAGGUUGAUAUUUACAGAGGUGGUGAAGCUGCGAUGUUUCUUCACCUCCACUGAAGGUUGCACAGCCUCAUGUGUUCUCUAAUGAUGAAGUUUACUAAAUUUACUGUUAUGAGGAGGGUUUUAUCUACAGGUUUUUUAGUAUAGAGGCCAAAAGAGCUGUUUCGCUUCAUCCAGUUACUAACCUGUAAUAAAUGAGUCAUAAUUGCACUUAAAAUCUGAACUCCAAUGUUCAAAGCAAACAACAACAAGACCUUUAAAGUAACAGAAAAUUCUUCUAUCCUGACCUUUUACACCAAUAUUCUAUUUUAAACAAAAUCCCACAGCACAUUUUCACAAAGCAGUUAAAAUGUUCUUAUUAGUUUGUUGCUCCUAUUGUUGUUGUUUUAUCUUUUCUAGUUUACUACUCACAUUGAUUACAGUUUCAGUUGUGGCUGGUUUAAGUUUAACACUGGUUUAAGUCUGUUUAAUUGAAAGGUUUUCUUCUGUCCCCACAAUCUUCAUGUUAAUUUAGAGCCCAACACCAGAUGGCGCACUGAUCCCAAAAAGCAAGAUAAAUGUACUUUUCAUUUGAAAAAUCAAAUAUUUAAAUUCUCAAAUAGAAUUACUAAAUUUGUGGCAGUGUUGAGUAAAUCUAGUGCCAUAUCCAUAUUCAUUUAAAAUAUUUAUUCAAUAAAUCAUUGUGUAACAGCUUUAUAGUAGUAUUCUUAUGGCAAAGAGGGAGACACUGUGAGACAUGAAAGUAAAACAUAGCUUUUAAUAAACAUGCUAGUUGCCAUUUUUAAAUUGUUGUUAUCCAAUCAUGAAUGUUUCAUGUGAUUAUACUGACUGUGUUUGUAUUGUUAAUCAGCACAUAAGGGACAUGUUAAAGAUUUUUGUAAGGGAUUUUAUUAUGAAAAUCAUCAGUGACAGCGAUUGUUGCUCCAUCUGAUUUUCGUUUUUUUGAAUUUCGAAUGCUUUAUGAAGGUGAUGUUGUCUUCUAAAAUCUAAAGGAAUUUUAGAUGUAUUCUGCUGCGCAUUACUGCCUUAACAAAUACAAUAGCAUUAGUCUUCUAGACAUGAAAACCCGAAUAUAGAGCAUAGCGCAAAGGGAGCUAUUUACACACCAUAAGUGCUUUUUAGGCAGAGUUGCUCAGUCUAAACAAAUAAAACCAAAGCAGUUGUAGUUGGUUAAAUGUAGAGAAAGGGAAAUAUGUUUUAUUGGUUGAACUGCCCUUUAGGAGUUAGGUAUCUUAAAACUGUGCCAGUGUGAGGUUGUCUACAGGUUAUAAAGAAAACGGAAAUAAGGGACCUUGUGUUAUAGUUAUGCACAAUGUGUGAGCACCUCCACCUGUUGUAACCGUCCUGUCUGAAUUAAAACCCAUAUUUUUUAAA